Molecule: messenger RNA, 939 nt
Organism: Trichomonas vaginalis G3
Lineage: Eukaryota; Parabasalia; Trichomonadida; Trichomonadidae
Product: NAD+ binding
Exons: 1
Coding region: 1-939 (312 amino acids)
Molecular function (GO): NAD+ binding
Source: RefSeq, a predicted model, not a curated record
AUGCUGAAAAAACUCAAUGUUACAGCUCCACCAUUAGUUAAAGGUCUCGAAGAAGCAACAUUUGAUGGCUUAGUUAAGUAUAUUAAAUCAGGUCAUGCAACAAAUACAGUUUUUCUAACUGGAGCAGGAACUUCUGUUGCAUCAGGUAUUCCUGAUUUUAGAACACCCAAGAUUGGUCUAUAUGCUAAUCUGGAUAAAUACAAGCUACCAUAUCCAGAAGCAGUUUUCGAUAUAGAAUUUUUCGAUACAAACCCAGGUCCAUUCUUUGAUGUUUGCAGAAACAUUCUUCCUGGAACAUUCAAGCCAUCUCCAGCACACUAUCUUCCAGUUUUAUUUGACAAACACAAAUUAUUAACACGACUUUACACGCAAAACAUUGACAGUCUUGAUAUAUCAGCAGGAUUACCACUAGAUAAGAUAGUUGAGGCGCAUGGAAGCUUUACAUACCUUACAUGUCGCAAAUGCGGAAGUAAAUUUGAAUUUGCAGAUUAUAAAGAAGAAUUCCAGACAGGAAAGGUUGUACACUGUCGUGAAUGCAAAGAAGGCGUCAUUAAGCCUGAUGUUGUCUUCUAUGGAGAAGAUUUACCUCAAAGAUUCCAUCAUUUAAGCGAAAAUGACUUUUCUACAGCCAAUCUUCUCAUUAUCAUGGGAACAUCAUUAACUGUAUCACCAUGUUGCAUGCUCCCAGGAUAUUGCCCACCAAACUGUGUCAGAGUUUUAAUUAAUAAUGAACCAGCAGGAAAAUGCCCAGAAGCAAUCAAAGUUGACAAAAACGGUGUCGGUCAUAACAAGUACGAAAAGGAAGAGCCACAUUUACUUACAUAUAAUUGCGAAACAAACACCAGAGAUAUAUUCUUGAAAGGCGACCUUCAAGAAAUCUGCGAAAAAUUAAUUAAUGCAUUGGGAUGGAAUAAUGAAUACUUGAAACUCAAGAAAUAA